Molecule: messenger RNA, 915 nt
Organism: Fusarium odoratissimum NRRL 54006
Lineage: Eukaryota; Fungi; Ascomycota; Sordariomycetes; Hypocreales; Nectriaceae
Exons: 2
Coding region: 289-915 (208 amino acids)
Molecular function (GO): protein dimerization activity
Source: RefSeq, a predicted model, not a curated record
GGAUGAUAUCGUAAACUUCAUGACAAAACAUUAUAAUUCAUCUGAUGUUCCUUUGAAAGAUUCAUUAAAGUCCCCAACCGACUUAAAGCACUAGCCAUAACGCCCAAAUGGCUACCGUGGAGGUUGAUGGUAUCCUUGACAGCCUUGCCCAAGGGUAUGAUGAAUCCCAGUUUCAAGUAAGUUGCUCAAAGACCACUAUUUACAAUCGGUAAUACAGAGUAGUAUGUGGGCAUUACGUCUUUGCCUAAUCUGACUCUGAGUGACCAGUGCACUGAUAAUUGUCUACAGAUGCCUCCUGAUUGCUCAUCGGGGCAGGCCACUAUCAAGAAUCAUAUGACGAAUAUGAAUGAGAAUUUGGCUUCUGAGCACCUUACUAACACAUUCGGGUCAUCUUGGCUUUCUGAUUUACUGGAAACCGAUCUCUUUACGGCCUACCAACCAAGUCUUGAGAUGAACCUUGACUAUAUCUGCCCCGAUACCAACAAAGAACCGCUGAGGGAAGCAACAGGUGAGCCAUUGACUCCUCCUGAACAGGAGAGUAGCCCAUCGGAUCAACAAACCCCCAGAAAGAGUAUUUUACUUCCUGCUCCCGACGUUCAACUUCGAUCAGCAUCGCGUGAUUCAAAGAAUCGCAAGCGUCGUGGCGCAGCUCCCAGCAAUCAAGUACACGCUCGAGAAAGCCAUAACCUUAUCGAGAGACAUUACCGUGCCCGACUCAAGACGCAAUUUGAAAGGCUUCUCGCAGUUCUGCCAGCGGCGCAGGCACUUAGCCUUGCUGGCAGGGGUACGGCGGCCAGCCUUGGUCAGGUUCUUGGCAGGGGGCAGGUAUUGGGUAUGGCAGGGGGUCGCAUCCUCGAGUUAGAAGGAAAGCUUGAGGUUAUACUGACUAAGAGAAGGGGUGGCUAUUAUGUAUAA